AUGCCACGAAUGCCACGUACCGGGAAGGAAAUUCAAGAACAAUUAAUUACUAUUAAGAAAUUUAUCCCUCAAAAUCCUGCGGAUCGAUGUCUUACUGCAAUUUACAUGAACAUAGCGGUUUUUAUAAUUGGUUACACAAUAUUAUUUACUUAUAAUAUCUACUGUUAUUUUCGCUACCGGCGAGGAUGGGCGGCUGAAGCAAAUGGCCAAAUGAUAUUUAAAUUAAAUCAUUCGACGGAUGACUUAAAUUUACCGAGAAAACUGUCAUCUGCUAUCAGGAACGUAGCAAUAAUAGCACCAAGACAAGCUUCUAUCAGGUCACCAAUAAGUCCGAUGAAAACAAUUUUAGAAAAAGGAGAAAUGAUAAGAGAUAAAGCUGUAGAGAAAAGCACAGCUAAAAGAUUAUCAAUUAACGGUUCUAACAAAGGAACCGGAUUGUAA
Molecule: messenger RNA, 441 nt
Organism: Loa loa (African eye worm)
Lineage: Eukaryota; Metazoa; Nematoda; Chromadorea; Rhabditida; Onchocercidae
Exons: 3
Coding region: 1-441 (146 amino acids)
Source: RefSeq, a predicted model, not a curated record